CAGCAAAAGGCGCGAAGAGUACGCAGACGGCGCCAGCCGACGAAAAAGAGAUCGCCGGAGCCCGGAGGUGGAUGCCCUGCUCUGCUCGUCGAUAUCACGUUGCUUUGGAACUCUAUCAAGUUUCCGUUUUUCUCAUGGAAGAAUCAGCUUGUUGAACUUGAUCAAACAUCUUUUCUGUCAUGGAGGAAGCAACCGAGAUGGAAGAACAUGCCAACACAGCCCACCAGGAUUCCGAUUCCAAUAGAGUUGUAUUGCCUAGUUUGGUACCUUAUGUUGGCAUGGAAUUUAGAAGCUCAGAUGAGGCUUGGUCAUAUUGGCUUAGCUACGGUGGGCAGAAAGGCUUUGAGGUUAGGAAAAGGUAUACUAACAAAAGUUCAGCCGAAGGCAAGGUUACAUCAUGUAAAUUUGUUUGUGCAAAUGAGGUUCAGCGAGCACAAGACAAAAGGGAUCAUUUGACAGAGUGCCCUCGAGCUGAAACUAGAACCAAUUGUGAAGUGCACAUGAAGCUUAAAAUGGACCGGAAGAAGGGAAAUCUCAAAGUGUCGGAGCUGGUUUUGGAACACAACCACACACUACACCUAGCAGAAACCUUACACUUAAUGGUGUCACAAAGAAAAAUUUCAGAGUUACAAGCUUUUGAAAUUGCAACAGCAGAUGAUGCGGGAAUUGGGCCAAAAGCCGCACAUGAGUUGGCUAGUCGCCAAGUUGGUGGACCACUCAAUCUUAGUUAUACCCUCCGUGAUCACAAGAACCAUUUGCGGACCAAGCGCCAACGAGAAAUGGCAUAUGGCCAAGCGGGUAGCAUGCUUAAGUAUUUUCAAGACAAAAUUGCUGAAAACCCAUCUUUCCAAUAUGCAUUGCAAAUGGACUGUGAAGAACAAAUAGCGACCAUAUUCUGGGCUGAUGCUAGAAUGAUCAUGGACUAUGCACAUUUUGGUGAUGUUGUUAGUUUUGACACUACUUUUGGAACAAACAAGGAGAGUAGGCCCUUUGGUGUCUUUGUCGGAUUCAAUCACUUUGGCGCUGGACAAAGGAAGCACGAAGUGGAACUGUACAAGACAAACAAGGAAGAAAUAUCGUCUUAAAUCCGAAUAUGGAUGCCAUGCUUAGCUACAAAUAUAUCUCCCACAAAUUGCAUAAUUUGGCAGAUCGAGCAGCCUACUUUCCGGAAUGUGUCGUGUUAGUAGACAACACACAUGACAUCCUUGGUAAGCAAAUUGAAGAAAAAAUUAAUGCAUGUGCAAGCACAUUGGGGUAUCCGUGUACAAUUCCGAUAGAUGCUAGCCCAUCAAAUGACUUGUUGACUAAUGCACGUCUAAAGAAAAAGGAGGUCCAAACAAAGAGUUCAAAACUGAUUUUUUUUGGCUCGAUAAGAAGCACAAGGCUAGGAAAAAGAGAGAAAGCAGAGCUACAUCACAGUUGGGUGAAGAGAUGCAGGAGGUCGGGGAAGUGGCAGGUGGUGGUGGUGCACAAGUUACAAAUGAUAAGAGUUUAUAGGGAUAAUGCAGAGGUGCCUGAAGGUUACAAGACCAACCUUAGCUUCACUCAGUUGCUGAUGGGGCCAAUUACAGAUGAUCUUUUCACUGGGUCAUGGUGAAGUACUGUUGUUUUUGGGCAAAUGAAUAAGAGGGCAUUGGUGUGCAAGUUCAAUUCUGGGCAACACUACUUGACAUUGAGUUCAGUCCAAGUUCAGUUCUAGACAACAUUUUGCCAUUCGCUUCAGUCUAAUUAUGCACAUGUACAAGUCGAACUUCUGUACAAGUAGAAAUUAAAAUGCUCAAUCUCCAGCCAUAUCUCCCAGAGAUAUGUUUUGGCAUCUAUUUUGCUCAAUCUCAGUCACUUUUUAUGAUAAUUGUACAAUCUAUUUUGCUCAAACUAUUCACUGAACUCCAAUCUCAAAUGACAUUGCAAACUGAAUUUAAAUUCAGUCACACUAUUCAUUACACAUUACUUUUGAUUUAAAUCAAUUACAAUCUCAAAUUGGCAUUUGGCUUUGUCUCUGUUGCCAUUGCUUCCUCUGCUGGUUCUGUCCAACUAAAACUGAAGUAGCAGGGAACUUCCAACAAAAGUCCAGAGCCUGAGUAGCCAACGGCGUUGGAUUCGUGGCCUAGAAAGCUCGACGGCGCGACGAUGCUUGCUCCGGCGGGUCGCGGGGCAGUGGCUUGCUCCUCCCCCUCCACAGCUAGGCGCGUCGCGGCCUGACGGAGACAGCGCGGGCUUCGUGACCUCGAUAGAUUGAUGGCGGCGAUGUAGCUUGCUUCGCGGCUCUGGGGCGUGGCUAGGAGGCGUCGCACCCUGAAGGAGCAGCGGCUGCCCUUCCCCGCCGGCCAGCGUCGCACCUUGAAGGAGCAGCGGCUGCUCUUCCCCGUCGCGCCUGAAAGGUGAGCGAGGCGACAACGACCGGCCGAACACCUUUUUUUUGCAGUGACGCGCGAGCGAGGAGUUCUGGGCGUGCUGGGCCGUAUGGGCUGCUUG
Molecule: messenger RNA, 2475 nt
Organism: Aegilops tauschii subsp. strangulata
Lineage: Eukaryota; Viridiplantae; Streptophyta; Magnoliopsida; Poales; Poaceae
Product: protein FAR1-RELATED SEQUENCE 5
Source: RefSeq, a predicted model, not a curated record